Molecule: messenger RNA, 1473 nt
Organism: Debaryomyces fabryi
Lineage: Eukaryota; Fungi; Ascomycota; Pichiomycetes; Serinales; Debaryomycetaceae
Product: glutamyl-tRNA(Gln) amidotransferase subunit
Exons: 1
Coding region: 1-1473 (490 amino acids)
Biological process (GO): glutaminyl-tRNAGln biosynthesis via transamidation; mitochondrial translation
Cellular component (GO): glutamyl-tRNA(Gln) amidotransferase complex; mitochondrion
Molecular function (GO): glutaminyl-tRNA synthase (glutamine-hydrolyzing) activity
Source: RefSeq, a predicted model, not a curated record
AUGCUAAGAUUGGUCAGAAACGUGAAAUUGAAGCGAUAUGUCAAUUUGAUGUCCUUAAGGAAUAUAACGAGUCAAGCGACUGACGAAUGGAAUAGUUUGAUAUCAUCUAGAGAUUUAAAUAUCAGAGAUGCUGAAAUCAAGGUAGAUUCGGACAAGACUUUGGUGGGAACAACAUUUAUAGCUAAGGAUAACAUAGCUACUACAAAGGAGCCUACUACAUGUGCAUCAAAUAUGCUUGAUAAUUAUUGUAGUCCAUUUGAUGCCACAGUGAUCACCUUAUUGGAAGAACAAGGUCUGACGAUGAUAGGAAAAGCCAACUUGGAUGAAUUCGGUAUGGGAUCAGCUAAUGUUAAUUCAUACUAUGGACAUUCUGUAAACCCAUUGUUUAAAGAAAAAGAGCAUAUUACUGGUGGUUCGUCAGGAGGAUCGGCAGCCAGUAUUCAAGGAGAUCUAGCAACUUUCAGUCUAGGUACAGACACAGGAGGUUCGGUGAGAUUGCCUGCUAGCUAUUGCGGUGUUGUAGGCUUCAAACCUACAUAUGGAAGAAUAUCAAGAUGGGGUGUAAUCCCUUAUGCUCAAAGUCUAGAUACUGUUGGGAUUUUUGCAAAGGAUGUUGAUACUGUGCAGAAUGUUUUCAAGGUUUUAGAUAAACAUGAUCCGAAAGAUCCUACGUCAUUGCCAGCUGACUUUAGAAAACAAAUAAGUAAGGAGAGAGAAAUAUACAAGAAAAGUAGGUCACAAUUGGUCUUUGGUGUCCCUGAUGAAUUUCUAGUUAAGGAAUUAUCACAAGAGACAAGAGAGCAUUGGCUGCAUUUGCUCUGUACGUUACAGGAUAUGGGACACAUUGUAAGAAGGGUAUCUAUGCCUUCUUUAAAGAAGCUGAUCCUGGCCUAUUUUGCAUUAGCUACGGCGGAAGCAUCCUCAAACCUCUCUCGUUACGAUGGAAUACGAUAUGGGUUUAAUACCAAUAAUUUGAAAGACUCGCCAUUAGAACUUAUAGCAGAAAACAGGAGUAAAUCUUUAGGCCUUGAGGUUCAAAGAAGAAUAAUUCUUGGGAAUUAUACUAUGUCGGCAGAUUCGGGUAAUCAUUACUUCAAAGCUACAGAUGAACGCCGGGAUAUCGUUGAAGAAUUUAACGAAAUAUUGAACUUCCCAAAUUUAUUGAUGAAUGAUCCUGCUGAGUUCCUGUCUGAAAAAUGUGAUAUUAUUGUUACUCCAACGGCCAUGAGUGGACCAUUGAGCGUGGAAGAAUAUUUGCGUCAUGAUAAGGAAAACUUUUUAAAUAGUUAUGUAAAUGAUAUAUUGACAGUACCUGCCUCGUUAGCAGGAAUGCCAGCUAUAUCAAUACCAUGGGAGACCCCAGGAACGGACCCAACCAUCCCACAGGGAAUGCAAUUGAUGGCUCAGUUUGGUGAUGACUACUUUCUUCUUAAUUUUACCGCCGAGUUGAUGAAACUUAACAGCACUACAUAG